This is a messenger RNA of Myripristis murdjan (pinecone soldierfish), 6060 nucleotides long. RefSeq names its product myotubularin related protein 10 (gene mtmr10). The transcript is spliced from 16 exons. The coding region runs from base 781 to 3090 and encodes 769 amino acids. NCBI's taxonomy places the organism in Eukaryota, Metazoa, Chordata, Actinopteri, Holocentriformes, Holocentridae. Gene Ontology annotation, cellular component: cytoplasm; membrane. The record is from RefSeq and is a predicted model, not a curated record. Gene Ontology annotation, biological process: phosphatidylinositol dephosphorylation.
GAUUACAAGGUCAAGUCAAGUCUUGCGGAUAUAAACAACCCGGUUGGCUAUCGUAAAACACUAAUGCGCUUCACACAUGCCGCAUGUUUGUCGUUUUAAACUCUCCGUGUUUGGAUAAAAAGGCAUUUUGACUCCUAAAACGAGGAUAUUUUGGUCGGGAUGCUACGUGUUGCGCAGUUGUUGAGGAAAGCUGACCGCUGGUGUCGUAGUUUGCCUGACCUUCUCCAUUCUGCAGAGCUCCCAGCUCCCCUCCCAGCAAUAUAAACAUGGCCGUUGAGUCCUCAGCAGCAUCAGGUACUUCAGUGUUUGGCUGAAUUAAUCAGACUCUGAGGAAGUCACUGUCGGCAGCUGUUACAGUAACAGGUGGAAAUGUAGGCCUGUCGGAAGAGGCGACUCAGUUAAGUAGCUAGCUCUCCGUGGUUUAGUUUCUCCCGGCGGUACGGCGCUGUUUUAAAGUUCAUCUAAUGACUUUAUGCUAGCUCGCUAGCUAGCCACCACAUUAGCUACCAUCGACGUCUUAACGCAAAGCCCUCACAACUUUUGCUGCCAGCUAGCGCAACCUGCUACUUGUGUGCUGUUCGAGAUGGAGGAGUCCCGUCGCCCACCGAGCCUGUCCUGAUGAAUAUUUUACACGCGGAUAUCUUUAUUUGACCCAGCUAAGUUGGGACGUUGACAUAAAACUUUGUUCAAGUCUUCUUUUACGUUGUAUUUUUCCACUGGCAGCAACAAGCGCUCGCCAGGCGUCUGUCUAAAAUAGCACUCAGAGGGCUAACGUGAAGGAUGUUUUCUGUGAAACCCCUGAAACCAACCUUCAAGUCUUACCUUCCACCUGUACAGACUGAUGUGAAGAAAAAUAUUCCACUACCUAUCAAAAAGCUGGAGGCAAAGUUACUUCCAGGGGAGAUUGUAGUAAAUGAAGUGAACUUUGUGAGGAAAUGCAUCAGUGCUGAAAGCAGCCAAGAUGACCUUUGGGGGAAGCUGAUAUGCACCAACUUUAAGGUCUCCUUCAUCUCUCAUGAUGCUCUACCGAAACAGAGGUCCCAGGUUUCCCACCUUCUUCUGGGAGAACAUGAUAUCCCGUUGACCUGUUUGGAGCAAGUAGUAACAGUAAAUGAUACGAAGGGGAAGAAGAAAGUGCUGAGCUCAAACCAGAAGCUGAAGUUCAACCCCACUGAACUCAUCCUGUACUGCAAAGACUUUCGCAUCAUACGGUUCUGUUUUGAUGAAGCUGGGCCUGAGAGUGCCAAAAAGGUGUGCCUUGCUAUUGCCCACUACUCCCACCCUGCUGAUCCUCAACUGCUGUUUGGCUUUGAAUAUCGAGGGAGGCAGUACCAUGGAUCUUCUGGGGAGCAAAGUAAUGGUACCACCCUGGGAAGAGGUUUUCAGACCCCACUUUUUGACCGUCCAUCUGAGUGGGAUCGAGAGAUCAAGAGGACGGGGGCUGCAGAGUGGAGGGUGUGCUCCAUAAAUGAGGGUUAUGCCAUCUCACCAAGUCUUCCAGAGUACUUUGUGGUUCCAGUUUCCUUGGCGGAUCAGGAUCUGAAGCAGUACUCGGAUUCCUUCACUGACAAGCGCAUCCCUAUGUGGUGCUGGAAUCACCCUAAUGGGAGUGCUCUUGUCCGUAUGGCCAGCAUCACCGAUCAGUUGCAGCAGCGGAAGAUUGACCAGAGAAUCUGCACUGGCAUCACAAAAAGCCACCCACAGCGCAGCGACGUCCUCAGGUCAGAUCUGGACAAGGCUCUGCCCAACAUCCAGGAAAUCCAGAGUGCCUUUGUAAAAGUGAGGCAGAUCUGUGUCAUAGAUCCUUUUGAGGAGUCGGAGGAGAAGUGGCUUUCAUCCAUUGAAAGUUCGCAGUGGCUGGAGUAUGUCAGGGUCUUCCUGAAACAUUCUGCUGAGAUAGUCUACUUGCUGGAAGGAAAAAAUGCCUCAGUCAUUCUCCAAGAGGAGGGAGACAGAGACCUGAACUGUGUAGUGUCCUCCCUGGUGCAGCUGAUGUUGGACCCUCACUAUCGCAGCCUCAUUGGCUUUCAGAGCUUGGUGCAAAAGGAGUGGGUGAUGGCUGGCCAUCGCUUUUUGGACAGAUGCAACCACUUAAAGAAGAAUGACAAAGAGGAGUCUCCACUGUUCAUGCUUUUCCUGGAUUGCGUGUGGCAGAUGAUGAAUCAGUACCCAGCAGCGUUUGAAUUCACAGAGACCUAUCUAACUGUGCUGAGUGAUAGCAUGUGGAUCCCGGUCUUCAGUACCUUCCUCUUCAAUUGUCCCCAACAACAUGCAGAGCACUUAAUGGACUUCACCAAGAGUAAGCGCAUCCCUUUAGGAGAGGAGAAGGUCCUGCAUUUCCCUCCUGUUUGGGACUGGUCACAGCAGUUCUCCCUCAAAGACCAAACCCUCUUUAACAACCCCAUGUAUGUUGGCAAGGGAGCCUCCUGUGUUCAGAAUGGAACAGUAAAAACCUUCAGACGCACAAAGCAUAAAACCUACAGCUCCACACUGCGGGGAGUGCCCUCGGCUCUGCGAAACGGAUUGAAGGAUGGUCAUGACACGCUGACCCGGCGCAACUCCCUGUUGGCUCAGCUGAGGCCUGAUUUCUCCCAAAUGCGAGAGGUGGUGGAGAGCCCAUCAGAGCGCUUCUUCAGGGACUGGUUCUCUCGACCCGCCGACCAGAAGGGCCUCCUCAUUCCUCAGCUCCUGCCCUCACACGUGACUCUGUGGAGGCUCUACUUUUUACGCUGGGUCCCUGAAGCCUGCAUUCUGAAAGGAGGCCCCGUCACAGCCUAUCAGAAGCUUUCCCAGCUGGUUGAUGAAAUUGAGAUGCUGCAAAGUAAGCUCAGGCAGUAUAAGGGGCCCACUCCAGCCAGCACCCCAAUCUCAAGCCCAAGUGGGCCCCCUUCAGACCAAAGGAGGAUGUAUUUUCAGGCCAGAACCCCAGAUGAAACACCUGCAACACCAGAAUACCUUAGCUCCUCCUUUCCUUUCACCCCAGUGGGAAACUUGUGCCGCCGCAAUGUUCAUGGCACUCCCAUCAGCAAAUUUCUUAAUGGUGCCAAAAUCUGGCUCUCCACAGAGACCCUAGCUAAUGAGACUCUCUGAGCAAGUGUGUCUUUAGGGCUCACUUUUCUGAGUCCAGCACAGGUUUGUGUAACAUUUAACAGUCCAAUUUUCUAAAAACCUCUUUCUAAAGUAGCAAGUUUGAAUUUAAUUUAAUGUUGCAAUUUUUCAGUUAUUUUUCUCUGAGAUGAAUGGAUCAUUUAAAUUUUGGACUCUUAUUAUUCAUAAGCUACAAGUGGCACUGUUGGUGCUGCAUGUAAAACGGGGGUAAUUUUUAAAUGAAAGUGUCACUUGUUAGAUCCAAUCUUUGUACUCCAUUACAGUGGAGGAGUUCUGAUUUAUUGAAGCUUGUCCUCCGAUCAGCCACUGACAUUUUACGGUGUCACUGCUGGUUUCCCAACAAUUUUAGGAGACAUGACUGGAUGUGAUUGAAAAUUGUUUUAGAGAAGUGUAUCCUCUGAUUGUGAAAGAUUAUUACUCAUCAUACAUCACUUUGGUAGUUGUUUCUCUUUUCUGUGUGAGUUGAGGUCUCUCUCAGCUUGUAGAAACAUUAAUUUCACUCCUUGCUGAGGUUGCUGUGCUACCCACAUAAAAUAUUUGGUUGUUGAAACUGGUUUAAUGGCAAGGAUAAUAUAUCAGUAGUGAUGCAAUGAAAUCCUCACAGACCUACAAGAAAGAAGUCCUUGAAUUUACCAAAAGGCUAUAGUAUGGAUAAACAGGUUAUCUGUUGGAAAUCUACUAAAAGACAAAACCAGCAACAUGGGGAUGUUGAAAUAGCAAAGAUUGCAUAUGAAGUUGCUAGUGCUUUGCAAAAAACUUUCAAAAUUGAUUUAUAUCACAUCUUAAUAAUUUGCUUUGAAGAAGUUUGCAAUCCAGAAAAAAUAACAUAUAGUACAUGACAUGAGAUUUAAGUGAUAUCUAGAAUGUGCAUCCAUUUGUGAUUAAUUACACUUAAUGUUAGUGUUUCAUCUGUCCUCUCUUUGAAUGUUCAUAAAUCAGGACUUCCCUGCUGUAAUGGAGUUUGAUCUGACCCAGUGAUGCUCGGAAAUUGUAAAAUCCCAUUUUUCAUUUGCAACAGUGAAAUGUGUUUUUUUUGUUUGUUUGUUUUGUUUUGUUUUAAACUGAAUUCACAAUUCCCCUAGGAAAAUAAUUGAAGGUGGAAUAUUUAAUCUUAUUUCAUUUUGUUUUAUUUCAGAAAGAGGAGCAGAAAAUAGCACUGAUAUUUAUGGUAAAAACAACCCAUGAAAACGUUUUGAACCUGGCCUGAUUGAAUGUAAUGGUUUUUCAUUUUUUGCACAAACUUAAUGCUAUUUGCUCAAAGUACCCAUGUCUUCAGGGUUGUGCCAGGGUUUUGCUCUGUAGGUAGCAAAUAGUCUGAUUUCAGGGUCUUAGUUUCUAGGUUUAAUGUAUUUUUGAAGUAGAGAUAAGGGCCUAUAUUUUUAGUAAUGUAAUGCAGGUGAUGCUUUGAGGGAAAAAUGGAGCUGUGAGAUCUCAAAUCUGUGGUAGAUAUUUCCUUCUUAAUUGUUUUGAAAUGUUUCCUUAAAACAAAAUUGAACUUUGGUAGAGUGUUGGGUUGUAUAGUCACCUGGCUGUGAAAUGAGUCCACAUGGUGAAAUGUCCUCAUUAGUUGCUCCCUGGACUGGAAAUGAUCCAGAAAACUGUACUUUGUGUCUCCAUUCACUUUUAUAGCACAGCAAAACACAUCCCAAAGUAACACUUACAGCACAUAAACCAACUCAAACAAAGCAGAUUAUGCCAGUAUAAAAAAGUCCCAGUGCCCAUUUUUGCUGUGUAAUUACUAUAAUGUAAUUAUUUGUGAAAGAACUUUCAGUUUGUUUCUUCCUUGUGCGAGGUUACUAUGUGGGAGUUUCCUGCUGACACUACCGCUGAUCUACUUUUCCCUUCAGAAACACAAGAAAAGAGCUGUUUCGUUUCCUGAAAAAACAGGAACUGGCACUUUUUUUUUUUUUUUAAAUACUGGCAUAAUCCACUGUUUGCAUUCAUUUAUGCACUAAAAGUGUUAUUUUGGGAGAUGUUUGGCACACUAUGGAAAACAGGAAUUAUACAACACGAUGCUCUAUCUAAGUUCAGUUUUGCUUUAAACUUUUAUAAAGGCCUUCUGGUAAGGUACUGCAGGUAAUCUAUUCAGAUGAAUAGUAGCUAAAUGAAUGAAUAAUUGAAAGCAAAGGGACAGACAGAAGGAAAUGGUCAUCAGUCAUCCAGUACACCUUCAAAAUUGCCAGGGAGCUGGCACUGUGUAAUGUGAUAACUUGAAGUUUCCUAUAAUUCAGCAUUUAUUAUUAAACCUCUUUGUUCUCAUUGUCAAAUAUUGGAACAGUGAACAGGCUGGAUACCUGUCUUAUCAUUACACAGACUCACUGAUCUUUAGAUGUUGGACUAAGCAAUUUCCAACAACAUUCAAGCAAAUUGCUGAUUGAUUGGCCACAAGUUUGGUUGUGAUGUCCAACAAGUAGAGAAGUGUAUGACAUGAGAGCAGAAUCCGCUCCCCCACCUGUUAUUAUUGCACAUUUAACUCAAUUCUGAAAAUUUACUGCAGGUUAGUCUGUCUCAAGAUGGUAUUUUGGCAAAUAUUAUAAAUUUAUGCUUGAAUCCUUUAAAUGUACUUAAUAUUUUUGAUUAACGGUACUGAAUAUCUUUUCACCCAUGAUUUAGUUUUGUAUUUUAUGGAGAACUAUUUAUAUGCCGUGUUUACCACUAAUUCACAUUGUUGCACUCUGCUGUAAUUGCAUGAUGACUGUGCUUCAGAUAUGGCAUAGUUUGAAGUUGAUGAGCAGCAGAUGUAUUUAUUCAGUUAUACAAAUGUUUUAUAACAGGGAUAAAGUACAUCCUCUGUGCCUUUUUGGGAAUAGGAUCUUUAACUGUAUUCUUAAUAUGUUCACUCUAUUCAUUCUGUCAUUAGUUAUACUCAGGUGCAGCACUGAGGCUGUAUCUUCUCACAGAAAUAAGGCUUAAAUACCAAUAACUAUUAAUUAUAUUUGUUCAUUCAAAUGA